CCGAAAUUUCGAGGUGAGGUUCAUUCGGCAAACGAUCGCCAAAAUGGAGAGAGCAAGCAAGCGCCGAAGGACAUCUCCCAGUGAUGAAUCUUCGCCCUCAGAUAACGAGCAAGACAUUCCCAAGGAUGCGGCUCAAGUCAAUGUGAUCAGUCCGCCUCCGAUAUCAACCAUUUCUCGAAUAAAACCUAAAGCUGCAAAUCCUCCACCGUCCAGCACCGCUGCAGUGACAGCCUCGUUGAGCGAGCAGGACGGCUUACUUCCCUCAAUACAAUCGGCAAUCAACCAUGAUGAGAAAGCAACAUUUGCAACUCUCGCGGUCGAUUCCUGGCUGACUGCUGCACUCUCUCGAAUGGCAAUUAAUCGGCCGACGAGGAUUCAGAAAGCAUGUAUACCCGAAAUCAUCGCCGGCCGGGACUGCAUCGGUGGUAGUCGAACAGGUUCCGGUAAGACGGUCGCCUUCGCCGUGCCGAUACUGCACCAAUGGGCGAAGAACCCAUCGGGCAUCUUUGCACUUGUCCUGACUCCGACGCGCGAAUUGGCGCUACAAAUCUAUGAGCAAUUUCAAGCUUUGGGUUCAAGCCAGGGUAUCAAAUCCAUAUUGGUCACUGGAGGUGCGGACAUGCGAGCACAAGCGUUAGAAUUAUCAAGGAGGCCUCACAUCGUUAUUGCGACACCUGGCCGACUUGCGGACCACAUUGCCAAUUCAGGCGAGGAUACCGUCUAUGGCCUGAGGAAAUGUCGCUUUGUGGUGCUCGACGAAGCUGACCGGCUUCUAGCAAGUGGACGGGGGAGCAUGCUUCCUGAUGUCGAAACGUGUCUUGCUGCGCUACCAAGCGGUUCCAAGCGUCAAACUUGUCUAUUCACCGCGACAGUGACACCAGAGGUGCGUGCACUGAAGGAGAUGCCACGACCAAAGGAACGACCGCCAGUAUUUGUCUGUGAGGUAGACAUAGAUGAUCUUGCCACUCCCGCGACAUUGCGUCAAACGUAUCAGCUCGUCAACGUGGUCCACAAAGAGAAGUAUCUUCACGUCAUCCUGCAGACACCUGCCAAUCUCGAAAAAUCAAUCAUCAUCUUCUGCAAUCGCACAUCGACCGCGAAUCUGAUAGAGUAUAUGCUACGCUUGCUGGAUCAUCGAGUCACAUCCCUUCAUUCGGGCCUACAACAUGACCAACGUAUCUCAAACCUUGCACGAUUCCGCGCAAAAGCUGCACGAAUUCUCGUCGCUACGGAUGUAGCCUCUCGCGGUCUCGAUAUUCCUGACGUUGGGGUCGUGAUCAAUUACGACCUGCCGCGGGACCCGGAUGACUACAUUCACCGUGUCGGUCGUACAGCUCGAGCUGGGCGGAAAGGUACCAGCAUCAGCAUGGUUGGACAACGCGAUGUGGAAAUCGUCCAUGCAAUUGAAGCUCGAGUGGGGAAGCAAAUGGAAGAAUACCAGGAAGAGGGUGUCAAUGUCGAGGGUCGCGUCAUCAAGGACUCGCUCAAUGUGGUCGGUGACAAGAAGCGGGAGGCAAUGCUGAACAUUGAAGAAGGACGAGAUGUUACUGGAAAGCGGGUGCGGAGAAUGAAGAAAGCUGGUGAUAAUUAGACAGUUCUCGAAAGAAAUGAACUUCCACUAUAUAUGGCAAGCAUUUCAUUAGACAUUCGAUCCUGAGACUAACUGAGUACUCUCCUUUCCCGAAAGUUC
This is a messenger RNA of Dissoconium aciculare CBS 342.82, 1690 nucleotides long. RefSeq names its product ATP-dependent RNA helicase DBP8. Gene Ontology annotation, molecular function: RNA helicase activity; ATP binding; nucleic acid binding. The coding region runs from base 44 to 1591 and encodes 515 amino acids. NCBI's taxonomy places the organism in Eukaryota, Fungi, Ascomycota, Dothideomycetes, Mycosphaerellales, Dissoconiaceae. The record is from RefSeq and is a predicted model, not a curated record. The transcript has a single exon.